Vitis riparia (riverbank grape) is the source of this 2357-nucleotide messenger RNA. Its product is annotated as starch synthase 1, chloroplastic/amyloplastic. Gene Ontology annotation, cellular component: chloroplast. The record is from RefSeq and is a predicted model, not a curated record. The transcript has 14 exons. Lineage: Eukaryota; Viridiplantae; Streptophyta; Magnoliopsida; Vitales; Vitaceae. Gene Ontology annotation, molecular function: alpha-1,4-glucan glucosyltransferase (UDP-glucose donor) activity. Bases 229 to 2130 code for a protein of 633 amino acids.
CUGUGCGGUCGAGUCGAUCACGGAUGCAUCACGUGAGAUCCAACGGUAGGGACUGAUUGGAGUGGAUAUGAAGUUCUUGUGACUCUGGAACUACGUGAGGAUUCCCCGUUUAGAUUUUCUCUCAAUUUCCCAGAUUUUCUCUCUUCCUUUUCACAAGAACAUGUGAUCACUUGCUUUACAGCUCUCCCUCUCCCUCUCUCUCUCUCUCCUUCUCUUUCUCUGUCUAACAUGGAGUCCCUGCAAUCUCCUCUUGUUCUCUCGUCCAAACUUCUUCCAAAUUCAUUAAAAAAGCCAGUUUUAGAAGUGGGGUUUGCUUGCUUUUUCAAACAAAGAAGAGUCAUCCAAUCUGUUUCAAUCAAAAGAUCAGUUGUGUGCUGUAGCAGAAAAGGAGGUGGUGGUGGCUCUCAAGAUGGGUCUUCUGCCAUGCUAGUGAAUACUGAGAAGAAGGAUGCCUCGGACUCUGUUGGGUUCCACUUGGUUCCUCCUCCAUCCGGUGAUAAUGGAGUCAUUGACCCUCAUGAGAAGUUAUCUACUCAAAAAGAAGCAGAAACUGGAAACAGUGAAGGUGAGGAGGAAAGAAAAACCAAAGUGACCUACAAUAUUGUUUUUGUUACCUCUGAAUCAGCACCAUAUUCAAAGACUGGAGGUCUAGGAGAUGUCUGUGGUUCUUUGCCUAUAGCUCUAGCUGCUCAUGGGCAUCGUGUAAUGGUUGUAUCACCUAGAUACCAAAAUGGUACUUGUUCAGAUGAAAUUUUUUCAGGUGCUUCAGAUCUUGAGCACCCCAUCAAGGUCCAUUGCUUUGGAGGGGUGCAGGAAGUCUCCUUCUUCCAUGAGUACAGAGCAGGUGUAGACUGGGUAUUUGUGGACCACCCUUCAUAUCAUAGACCAGGAACUCCAUAUGGUGAUGGUUAUGGCGCUUUUGGUGAUAAUCAGUUUCGGUUCACUUUACUUUGCCAUGCAGCAUGUGAGGCUCCAUUGGUGCUUCCAUUGGGAGGGUUUACCUAUGGGGAAAAAUGUUUGUUUCUUGUUAAUGAUUGGCAUGCAAGCCUAGUGCCAGUGCUUUUGGCUGCCAAGUAUCGUCCACAUGGAGUUUAUAAAGAUGCACGAACUGUUCUUGUAAUACACAACCUUGCACAUCAGGGGGUGGAACCUGCAGUAACUUACGAUAAUUUGGGGCUGCCUCCUGAGUGGUAUGGGGCUGUGGAAUGGGUGUUUCCCACAUGGGCAAGGACGCAUGCUCUUGACCCGGGCCAAGCUGUCAAUCUUCUGAAGGGUGCUAUUGUGACAGUUGAUCGGAUACUGACAGUUAGCAAGGGCUAUGCUUGGGAAGUAACAACUCCCGAAGGUGGAUAUGGUCUGCAUGAGCUCCUGACCAGUCGAAAAGCUGUUAUAAAUGGGAUCACAAAUGGUAUUGAUGUUUCCGAAUGGGAUCCAUCCUCAGAUGAGCAUAUUCCCUUCCAUUACUCUGCUGAAGAUCUCUCUGGGAAGGUUCAAUGCAAGAUUGCUUUGCAGAAGGAAUUAGGCCUUCCCAUUAGGCCGGAUUGUCCAUUGAUUGGAUUCAUUGGGAGAUUGGACUACCAGAAAGGAAUCGAUGUGAUUCGGUUGGCAACUCCAGAGCUUAUGGGAGAGGACGUCCAAUUGGUCAUGCUUGGGUCUGGGAACCCAGAGGAUGAAGAGUGGAUGAGAGUGAUGGAAUCAACAUACAGGGACAAGUUCCGUGGUUGGGUUGGAUUUAAUGUCCCAAUUUCUCAUAGAAUAACUGCAAGCUGUGACAUCCUGUUGAUGCCAUCAAGAUUCGAACCUUGUGGACUAAACCAGCUCUAUGCAAUGAGAUAUGGGGCUGUACCAGUUGUACAUGGCACUGGAGGACUCAGAGAUACAGUAGAGAAUUUCAAUCCAUAUGCUGGAGGAGGCAGCGGUGAAGGAACCGGGUGGACGUUUUCUCCCCUGUCAAAAGACACUAUGCUGGCGGCACUGAGAGUUGCUAUCAGGACAUACCGGGAACACAAGCCCUCCUGGGAGAGGUUGAUGAAGAGAGGAAUGGAGAAAGAUUAUACAUGGGAUAAAGCUGCACUUGAAUACGAGCAGGUCUUCAAAUGGGCCUUCAUCGAUCCGCCUUACGUUAGCUAGAAACAAACCCAGAAGAAGAAGAAUAAGAAGAAGAAGAAAAAGAAGCUAACAAAAAGGAAUACACCAUAGAUUGCGGAGUGUUAGUUCUUCCUUGUAUAUAGAGGAGGGGGAGGAUCAUAUAACACUUUCUUUUUUGCCCAUGUCCAAGACUGGUUCAAGGUUUUUUCCAUUCUUUUUCCUUGUCAAACCCCUUUUUGAUUGAUUAAUAAUUAUAUUCUUGAUUCUUA